This is a messenger RNA of Daucus carota subsp. sativus, 2022 nucleotides long. RefSeq lists its product as uncharacterized. The record is from RefSeq and is a predicted model, not a curated record. The transcript has 6 exons. Bases 350 to 952 code for a protein of 200 amino acids. Lineage: Eukaryota; Viridiplantae; Streptophyta; Magnoliopsida; Apiales; Apiaceae.
AUUAUUUUAAGUCAGCAGUCUAUUACUACCUCGUCUUUGCUUUCUUAAAUCUCAACGCUGUCUAGUCUCCACCAACAGAUGAUAAAUGCUCUGACACGAGCACGGCGACCCAAGUUUAUUUCAGCUCUCUCAGUAAAGUGUUGACGAGGUUUCGAUAUGAACUACUGUUCUCUUGUUAUUUCUUGAUUGAAAGGAGUUUUUUUUCGGUACCAUCUUGUUGCUGAUUUUUUCGGUACUUUCCUCUGCACAACCGUCAGAUUCGACUAAAGAAGUUUCCAUGAAGAUGUACAACUUAACUUGAUACUCUCCUCACAAACGCCUUCCUCGUGGGUGGAGGAUUAAGAGCUGGAUGGAAGGCGCAACAAUCGCUGACUUGCCAGAGAUAGUCCUGUUUACUGGUUUAAUGUUUGCGAUUUUGUGCUUCUACAACAAAUGUGGAUCUCUCUUUACCAGUUUCUUGGUUGAGGAGUUUAACAACUUGACUGAGAAGUUUAAAACCCUGGUUGAAAAGAUAGGGAUUGAGGUGUGUUUUAAUUUUGCUCUCAAGGAGAACAAGAUCGAGUAUUUGGGAGCUGUAUUUCAGAUAUUAAACAUAGCUUUUUCAUCCUCUCUUUUAAGGGAUGCACAGAUAUGGAAAUCUUACUUCAUAGCAGGCAUAGGAAUAUUUACUUUUCUCUGUUACUGUGUUGAGGUCUCUGUGGAACUGAGGAGACUUGAGGUUAUUAGAACAUAUAUCCGUCCCGAGAGGAUGAACAAUAUAGUAGUUUGGUUUUUUACUAAACAGCAUGUUUUGCAGUGCCUCAUCCCUCUAGCAACAUGUGUUUAUAAAAGCCAUCACAUGGAAGAUGCUCAAGAAAGUGUUUCAUUUAUAAUUCAAAUGUCCAUUCAUGUUGUAGCUCAGCUGGCAUUCAUGUAUGCCCGUGAUCGAUACUAUUUCUAUGCAGCCAAUUGACAACAUUUCGCACAAAGGGAAAGAAACAUUUGAGGAAGACAAACACGUCGUUGCUGAGAAGUUGCAGAUGCAAUUGUAGUGAAGGGGCACAGAGACAUGGAGAAGAAAUCUGCUGUGGCACUGACAGUGAUGCCUGAGCUAGCCUGUUGACACGAGUACAUAAGUGCAAGAGCUCUUUACAUUUUCUACUGCUUGCUGCACAAACAGAUGGCCAAUGAAUUACAUGCACCCCUAUCUAUAAAUGCAGACCGUAUAUGCCUCACCAGCAACAAUAGGCAGAACUAUCAUAAAGACCUCAACAAUGGCCGAUUUUGCUUAAAUUUCCGUCUUCCCUGCAGAAUAAUCUGAUCGAAUCAGGAAGCAGCCUCGUGUCUUCUGCAAAUGAUAGAAGAAAUGAUUAGCACGGUAACAGACGGGUUACAUUGGCAGACUAAGUACACAUAGCUUGUAGUUGAGUUAUAAUAGCGGAUACUAUACUUCAUAUCAAAUUGAUAAACUCAUUCUUGCAGGAUGUACCCAGAACAAGCAGGAGAGCAAUAGAAUAAUGUUUGAAGAAUACAAAUACAAAACAAUUCUAUUACCACAAGCAAUGAAUAAUUUACAAGGGGCCGAAAAAACUUGACUGAAGACUCACUAAUGCCAAGGACUAGCAGUACAGCUUUAUUAAACGCCUAACAUGCGUAAUGGACUAGAGCUUGUAUUAGACAUUAAAGAGCUUAUUUACAGUGUUUGGAUCAUUGAUUAGUUUUCGAGUUAGGCACCAGUGGCCUAGAGAAGGACUAUUAUGACAUAUGAUUUUCAAUCAGAUCUGGAGCUUGCGCAACCAUAGCACCACCAAGGCACAUCAUCUGCGGUCUCUGAGUCCUCAAUUAGUUCUCUGGCUUGUGCAGCCAAAACAGCAAAACCGAUAAAAUUCCCAAUUCCCAUGAGAAAUAAACCGUAAGAUAUGUUUUCUGGAUCGUAUAGGAAGAGGAGACGACAGCAAUGUAUGUCGGUGAUCACCAGAAAAGAAGCUAGAGCUAACAAUGCAGCAUAUCUGAAAGCUAUCCAGUUCUUACUCCAUACUGCAA